Sceloporus undulatus (fence lizard) is the source of this 3550-nucleotide messenger RNA. It is a transcript of the gene ORAI2, whose product is annotated as ORAI calcium release-activated calcium modulator 2. Gene Ontology annotation, molecular function: store-operated calcium channel activity. Lineage: Eukaryota; Metazoa; Chordata; Lepidosauria; Squamata; Phrynosomatidae. The record is from RefSeq and is a predicted model, not a curated record. Gene Ontology annotation, biological process: store-operated calcium entry. Gene Ontology annotation, cellular component: membrane.
UGAGCCACGUUUGCAUAUAUAUAUCCCAGCUGUAGAUCUCUGGGAAUGGGGAGAGUAUUUUGACAGGGAUGAGUGGAUAAGGAACCAUCAAAGGAAAGGAGGUAUAGGCAAAGAGGAGGAGGAAGAAGCAGUUUGGAUGAGAGAAGAGCGCAAGCCCGCAGGCAAGGACCCGCGUCCCACAUAUUUGGUUCCUUAAGAAAGAGCACACAAUGGUGACGACUCUUUGAGAGAGAGAGAGAAAAAACGCCCUUCCAUUAGCUCACUUUCCAUCAUGAGUACCGAGUUAAACAUCCCCGUCGACCCUCCUGCCUCGGCCUGUUGCUCAGAGCCGCCUGCCAAAGGCAUGGACUACCGGGACUGGGUCCGGCGCAGUUAUCUGGAGCUGGUGACAUCCAACCACCACUCCGUCCAGGCCCUGUCAUGGCGGAAACUCUACUUGAGCCGAGCCAAGCUGAAAGCUUCCAGCCGGACCUCCGCGCUGCUCUCUGGAUUUGCCAUGGUGGCCAUGGUUGAGGUUCAGCUGGAAAUGCAGUACCAAUACCCCCCAUUACUGCUGAUCGCCUUCAGCGCCUGCACCACCAUUUUAGUGGCCGUCCACCUCUUUGCCCUCCUGAUCAGCACUUGCAUCUUGCCCAAUGUGGAAGCGGUGAGUAACAUCCACAACCUGAACUCCAUCAGCGAGUCCCCCCACGAGCGCAUGCACCCCUACAUUGAGCUGGCGUGGGGCUUCUCCACCGUCCUGGGCAUCCUCCUCUUCCUCGCCGAGGUGGUGCUCUUGUGUUGGAUUAAGUUCCUGCCUGUGGACUCCAUCUUGAAGAACGACACCACCCUCAUCCAACAGACAAGCCAGCACACCGGAUGGCAGGCAGCGCUCAUCUCUACCAUCAUCAUGGUCCCGGUGGGAAUCAUCUUUGUCGUCUUCACCAUCCAUUUCUAUCGGUCGCUGGUCCGGCACAAAACAGAACGCCAUAACCGGGAGAUCGAAGAGCUCCAUAAACUGAAAGUGCAACUGGACGGGCACGACAGGGGAUUGCAAGUUGUGUGAUCCACGGCGUUUUCACCUUGGUGUAGAGCAUUUUCCUAAGAGGAACAAAUGGAGAUGGAUAAGAGACACAAAUGCCAGCUGCUUCCUUCUUGCUGGCAUCCCACUGCGAUCCAGGCAGCCAGCUCUCUCUGGUCUUUCAUAUCUGUGGACAGCAUUGCCACCUUAUUAAAACUUAGAAAGCAUACCACAACCCAUGCAUUUGUUUAAAGAUGACUGUUACUCCUCUGAUUUCUAGGUUGCUACAAAAAAGCAGGUUAAACAGAGUGUGGGCUGCAAUUGAUUUUAAUGGGCACCAAUUUUCCCAAAGUAAGAUUUUUGAGGGUUAUUGAUCUAUGGAUUAAGGAAAGGAUCUCUUCUUAACUGUGACUCUCUUACUUGAAGUUGAUUUACAAACAUGGCUUUCAAAGAGGAGCUUGUAGGUCAUGAGAGAUCAACACAUUCUGUGGAAUUACUGUAUAUGGAAUAUGACUAUGCAGACGAUGUUUCUAGGAUAACAGGUGAGGGAGAAGCCAUCUGAGCCAAAUUUUUCUUCCUCUGUCCACUUCGGUUUAGUUUAUUCUUUGUUUCUGCAUUACAGCUUCUGUUGGGUGGAAUUAGUUAUCACUAAUCUGUAUGGACCUUUGGUUCUGUACAACUGGAUCCUUUGGAAGGAUGAGAGGGAAUCUACUUUGGAAAACAAAGAUAGAAUGCAAGGACUUUAAAAAUAGGAACUUAGUAUUUCACAUGCAAAAAAAACACCCCUUAUCCCUUCAGAUAGGAUAGUAUAGCCAAACUCUUAACAAAUUAUUGUUGCUGAAAACUGUAAAUACCAACUAAAUUUUGGUCUAGAUAGGGCACAUCAUCCACUUGGAAAAGACUGUGGUUUGAUUUGUGACAAUGCACAAAGGGUUGGGGCUGACAUCUCUAUCCAGCUAGUGAAUAUAGUGAUGGUGGCAUCACCUUCUGUUUGCAUUGUCUGUGUAUGUAGGUGCACAGGCAUACGCACAAGUAUAAAGUCAUACAAAACUGGAUGAGAAAUGAUUUGGGCUACAUUCACAUGUUGUGCCAAGCCAUGGCUUAGUAAGGCAUGACGUGUUGAUUUAAAUAACCAAACAUAGAGAGCCAGUAGUGGUUGGAGCGAUGGACUACAACUCUUGGGUAUGAAUUCCUACUGGGCCAUGGAAAGGCACUGGGUAACCUUGGACAAGUCAACACUCUCUCAGCCACAAGGGAAGGUAAAGGCAACCCUCCUCUGAAUAAGUGUUAGAAAACCCCUAUGAUAGGUUCACAUCAGGGUUAUGUCAGAAACAACUUGAAGGUAUCCACCAAACAAACCAAGCACACUGCAAAUGAGCAUGGUUCUGAUGCUGGCCCCUUGCUGUGAAGCACAGAAUGGGCGAAUGAAGCAGCUUCAAGCCUUCACAGUAAGUUGGGGCGGUUGGUGUUGGGUGCUGCAGAGGAACGAAGGAAAUAUCAAUCCCCACAGCACCCAAAAACUACAUUUGCACACGCAAGGGUCACUUAUGCAUACCAAUGUCCCCAGCCCUUGCCUUCCUCAUUUUCCUGCCCUGUUUGUCCUGUGGGUAGCAAGGGAAACAAGCCAGAGAGAAGCAAAAGCUGCAGGUUCAGACAUCAUGCGAAACCAUAGUUUGGACAAACCAGCAGGAUUUGUACAAAACACGGUUUUUGAGUGUAAUCUGUAACCGGCUGUGUUUGCAGGGAAGGAUUUGGACACAAACUCACGGUCCACGACCUGAAAUAUUCCAGCUGGUUUCUCUUGUGCAACAGCACAUGCUUGGUUUUUGCUUUGGAAGCUGACGAUGUUGACUUUUUGAAAGGCCGACCCCUUGUACCUAUUGAUGGAAAAUGUUUUCAGCUUGAAAAAAAGGGAGGAAUAUUCUGGUGGUCCUAUUUUUCAUCCAAAAGGAGUGCAGUCUUUCUUUAAUGUCGCUAGGAUCCACACAACACAGCAUGUUCUUUUACGUGUGACGUGACCAACAGAUGUGGGCUGCUCAGUGCAACUAAGCUGGAAGACUCAGCUCUGUGCAUCUCGAUAUUGUUGUUAGUGAGUCAGUCCCCGGGAUGAGGCAUUGAAACCGGCUUUUUGAGCCGCCGUGUCCUUUUUCCCCAAUUGCUUAGGUGUCCUUGCAGUUAAUGUGUUAUGCCAACAGUGGGAAUAAUUGCAUGGCACACAAAUGGUUUAUGAUCGCUACAUUCCUCAAAAAGAAAAGUGCUUCUCUCUUGUUAUUUUUUGGUAGGCCAAACAGGGUCAUUCUGAAUGGAGAAGGCAGCACUUAACCCCGCUGCUAAUCUUUAGAGCGGUAAUAUGUACCUAAUGGCCAUACCUCAUUUUCUCCUUUUUCGUGCUUGGUUGCCUGUAGGAUACAUUAAUCGCAGUAUAACUAGGAAGUGUAUUGUAUUUGCAUUCUUCUCUCUUAAUUCCUUGGUACAUGUUAGUUGUUAAAACAUGCCUAAACUGCCGGUGAUUAAAUCCUUCUGGACAAUGUUUGUGCUGCUCUUUAAAAA